This is a messenger RNA of Hippocampus zosterae (dwarf seahorse), 467 nucleotides long. RefSeq names its product toxin 3FTx-Oxy5-like. The coding region runs from base 127 to 396 and encodes 89 amino acids. The transcript is spliced from 3 exons. Lineage: Eukaryota; Metazoa; Chordata; Actinopteri; Syngnathiformes; Syngnathidae. The record is from RefSeq and is a predicted model, not a curated record.
UGACCCGCAGUCCAUGUUUUUGUACUAUUGUGUCAAAAUGUAUUUCCCGAACAAGAAAGUUGCACAUAAAAGGAGACGGCGCUCGGAAGAACAACAUCAAUCCAGUCGGAUCUUGGCUUGAACAACAUGAAGUGCCUCCUCGUUGCUCUUCUCGUCUUUGUGCUCGUCAGCCAGGGCGAGGCCCUGCGGUGUUACUGUGGAGGAAAACGGCACUGUCCAAGCGGAUCGGUGGAAGUGUGCACGCCUUCCAGCAAUGCCUGUGCCAGCGUCAUCUUUGAAGUCGGCAGCGCCCCCAGCUACUUUAAAGGCUGCAGCACGCUGCAGAACUGCCAACUGAUGAACAGGCCUGGCAUCUCCACGGCUAGCUGCUGCACCACCGACUUGUGCAACCGUUAACGCUGAUGUCGGAGAAGAACACGACAACGCUUAUGUUGAUGCUUGAAUAAUAAAAACCUGGUUUGGCUGUC